Varanus komodoensis (Komodo dragon) is the source of this 11997-nucleotide messenger RNA. It is a transcript of the gene PTPRG, whose product is annotated as protein tyrosine phosphatase receptor type G. The transcript is spliced from 29 exons. Lineage: Eukaryota; Metazoa; Chordata; Lepidosauria; Squamata; Varanidae. The coding region runs from base 278 to 4648 and encodes 1456 amino acids. The record is from RefSeq and is a predicted model, not a curated record. Gene Ontology annotation, molecular function: protein binding; protein tyrosine phosphatase activity. Gene Ontology annotation, biological process: protein dephosphorylation.
CUGCGCGCGCCGAUUUAUUUUUAUUUUUACUCGUGCGCGGGAGGGGGCAAUUAUUACCACUGCCCUCCUCCUCUUCCUCCUUUAAAAAUAAUUUCCCUCCCUUUGUUUCCAACUGAGGGGCAGGAAAGUGUGCAAGUUUCAUAAUUUCCAACAAGUUUGUGUAUAUGUGUGUGUCUCCCUCUGUGUGUGUGUGUGUCUGUGGGAUCCUCGUCCUUUUUAUUUUUAAAUCUACUUAAAGAGAGCCCCCGUCUGCUUUUUUCGAUGUGCGGCUUCGGACAUGCGGAGGCUACUGCAACCGUGUUGCUGGAUCUUUUUCUUGAAAAUCACCAUCUCCGUGCUCCAUUACGUGGUGUGUUUCCCCGCUUUGACUGAAGGUUAUGAUGGCUCCCUGCAUGAAAGCAGACAUGGCAGUUCAGUGCAAAUCCGGCGGCGAAAGGCAUCUGGGGAUCUCUACUGGGCGUACUCAGGUGCAUACGGUCCUGAGCACUGGGUUGCUUCAAAUGUCGAUUGUGGGAAAACUCAUCAGUCUCCAAUAGAUAUCAUAGAUCAUCAGGCACGUGUUGGAGAAGAAUAUCAAGAAAUACGCCUAGUUGGUUUUGAUAAUGAAUCUUCUAACAAGACAUGGAUGAAAAAUACUGGGAAAACUGUUGCCAUCCUCCUAAAGGAUGAUUAUUUCAUCAGCGGUGCUGGGCUACCAGGCAGAUUCAAAGCUGAGAAGGUUGAGUUUCACUGGGGUCAGAGCAAUGGAUCAGCUGGCUCCGAGCACAGCAUCAACGGGAGGAGAUUCCCAGUCGAGAUGCAGAUUUAUUUCUACAAUCCAGAUGACUUUGACAGCUUUGGGACAGCAGUCCAAGAGAAAAGAAUAAUAGGAGCCAUGGCUGUGUUCUUUCAAGUCAAUCAGAGGGACAAUCCAGCACUGGAACCUAUUAUCCAUGGGUUGAAAGGUGUCGUACAUCAUGAAAAAGAGACUUUCUUGGAUCCUUUUGUGUUACGGGAUCUCCUGCCAGCAUCUUUGGGAAGUUACUAUCGGUAUACGGGGUCUCUGACUACCCCGCCAUGCAGCGAAAUUGUGGAAUGGAUUGUCUUUCGCAUGCCUGUCCCCAUCUCUUAUCGCCAGCUGGAAGCAUUCUAUUCCAUAUUUACCACAGAACAGCAAGACCAUGUCAAAUCCGUGGAAUAUCUGAGGAAUAAUUUCCGGCCUCAGCAGAGCCUGAACAACCGGGUAGUUUCCAAGUCUGCUGUGAAGGAUGCUUGGAACCAAGUCACAACCAGCAUCUUUGAAAACCCACUUGGCACUGAAGCUUCCAAAGUUUGCAGUACUCCCCCUGUUAAUAUGAAGGUGAAGCAAGUGAACAGAACUGCCUUGCUGGUGACCUGGAAUCAACCUGAAAUUAUCUAUCACCCUCCCAUUAUGAACUAUAUGAUUUCCUACAGCUGGACUAAAAAUGAAGAUGAAAAGGAGAAGACCUUCACUAAGGACAGUGACAAGGACCUGAAAGCCAUCAUUAGCCAUGUCUCACCUGACAUCCUUUAUCUGUUCAGAGUUCAAGCAGUUUGCCGAAAUGACAUGCGCAGUGAUUUUAGCCAGACAAUGCUUUUUCAAGAUAACACAACUCGGAUUUUUGAGGGGACCAGGAUAGUAAAAACAGGAGUGAAUAAUGGGCAGAAUGGAGUGUUUGGAAGGAAAAGGAAAUCAAAAGGAAAAAAAAAGAGCCGAGGUAGCAUGUCAGGUACCUCUACUGAUGCUCUUUCUGCUGUGUUUUCUUCUCUUGUUCCCCCUGGUGAUUUCUUCAAGCCUACAGCUUCUCCUGCACCCUCAGCCGACAUGGCUCCCAUCAGUUCUGGAUCUUCCACUUGGACUUCCUCAGGCCUCCCCUUUUCCUUUGUGUCUAUGGCAACUGGAAUGGGGCCUUCCUCCAGUGGGAGCCAGGCAACGGUGGCCUCUGUGGUCACCAGCACCUUACUUGCAGGCCUUGGUUUUAGUAGUAGUGGGAUUUCUUCUUUUCCUAGCACUGUUUGGCCAACUCGUCUCCCAACAUCUGCUUCAACCAAUAAGCAGUCGGCACGGCCAGUUGUUGCUACCACUGAGGCAUUAUCUUCCCCAGGACCAGACAAUGAUUCUACUCUCACAAAAGACAAUGAAGGAGCAGAGGAUGGAGAAAAGGAUGACAAAAGUGAAAGUGAGGAUGGUGAAAGAGAGCAUGAGGAGGAGAGAGAAAAGGAUUCAGAAAAGAAAGGAAAAAGUGCUGCAACAGAGACUGCUGAUGUACAGAAUAAUGGUGAAACCACACAUACCACUCUUGCUCCCAACAGAACUAUGGAGGAGGGAGGGAACGAAACUAUACCUGAUCAUGAGCAAAGCCAAAAUACUCUCCCUACAGGUAGGACUCCCAGAGGAGAAGGAGUUACAGAAACAGACACUCAGUUCAAAACAGUCUCUUCCACCCAAGUGCCACCAGCAUUCACAAAUGAACAAUAUACUCAAGAAAUUCCAAGAAGACCAGAGACAGCAUCGACAACACCUUUACCAAAAGAUAACAGAUUUAUUACUAUUAAUCCAGCAGACAAGAACAUUUCCAGUAUGGCAUCUAGACCUGCGCCUGGCAAAAUGGAAUGGAUCAUUCCUCUCAUUGUAGUGUCAGCCCUGACAUUUGUGUGCCUCAUACUUCUUAUCGCUGUGCUUGUUUACUGGCGAAAAUGUUUUCAGACAGCCCAUUUCUACGUGGAGGACAGCAGUUCACCUCGAGUGGUGCCAAACGAAACCAUUCCUAUUAUUCCCAUCCCAGAUGACAUGGAAGCCAUUCCCGUCAAACAGUUUGUUAAGCAUAUCAGUGAACUGUAUGCCAACAACCAGCAUGGGUUCUCAGAAGACUUUGAGGAAGUACAGCGUUGUACAUCUGACAUGAGCAUCACUGCUGAACAUUCCAAUCACCCUGACAACAAGCACAAAAACAGAUACAUCAACAUUUUAGCAUAUGAUCACAGUAGAGUGAAGUUAAGACCUUUACCAGGAAAAGACUCGAAGCACAGCGACUACAUUAAUGCCAAUUAUGUUGAUGGUUACAACAAAGCAAAAGCCUACAUUGCCACCCAGGGGCCUUUAAAGUCGACAUUUGAAGAUUUUUGGAGAAUGAUUUGGGAGCAAAACACUGGAAUUAUCGUCAUGAUUACAAACCUUGUGGAAAAAGGAAGAAGAAAAUGUGACCAGUACUGGCCAACAGAAAACAGCGAAGAAUAUGGCCAUAUCAUCGUUACAUUGAAGAGCACAAAAGUACACGCUUGCUAUACGGUCCGCCGCUUCACAGUCCGGAAUGCGAAAAUGAAAAAGGGGAAUCCUAAAGGACGUCAGAAUGAAAGGACAGUCAUACAGUACCACUACACACAGUGGCCUGACAUGGGCGUGCCAGAAUAUGCACUGCCAGUGCUGACUUUUGUGAGAAGAUCCUCUGCAGCCAGGACUAGCGAGACGGGUCCAGUGGUUGUGCACUGCAGUGCUGGUGUUGGCAGGACUGGUACCUACAUUGUGAUAGACAGCAUGCUGCAACAGAUAAAAGACAAAAGCACAGUUAACGUCCUGGGUUUCCUGAAACACAUCAGGACUCAGCGCAACUACCUCGUCCAAACGGAGGAGCAGUAUGUAUUUAUUCAUGAUGCCUUGUUGGAAGCCAUUCUGGGGAAAGAGACUGAAGUUUCUGCCAACCAGCUACACAGCUACGUUAAUACCAUUCUUAUACCAGGCAUUGGAGGCAAGACUCGACUAGAAAAACAGUUCAAGCUGGUUAUGCAAUGCAAUGCAAAAUAUGUGGAGUGCUUCAGUGCUCAGAAGGACUGCAACAAAGAAAAGAACAGGAACUCAUCAGUAGUGCCAUCUGAGCGAGCAAGGGUGGGACUGGCUCCGUUACCUGGAAUGAAGGGAACUGAUUACAUUAAUGCCUCUUAUAUCAUGGGCUACUACCGGAGCAACGAGUUCAUCAUAACACAGCAUCCCCUGCCACAUACAACUAAAGAUUUCUGGAGAAUGAUCUGGGAUCACAAUGCACAGAUCAUUGUCAUGCUUCCAGAUAACCAGAGCUUAGCAGAAGAUGAGUUUGUGUACUGGCCAAGUCGGGAAGAAUCCAUGAACUGUGAGGCGUUUACUGUGACCCUUAUCAGCAAAGACAGGCUGUGCCUCUCUAAUGAGGAGCAGAUUAUCAUCCAUGACUUUAUCCUUGAGGCUACCCAGGAUGACUACGUUUUGGAAGUACGCCAUUUUCAGUGUCCCAAAUGGCCAAACCCAGAUGCUCCAAUCAGCAGUACCUUUGAGCUUAUCAAUGUAAUUAAGGAAGAGGCCUUAACAAGAGAUGGCCCCACUAUUGUUCAUGAUGAGUAUGGAGCAGUGGCAGCUGGAACAUUAUGUGCCCUUACCACUCUGUCCCAGCAGCUGGAGAAUGAAAAUGCUGUUGAUGUUUUCCAGGUGGCAAAGAUGAUCAAUCUGAUGAGGCCUGGAGUAUUUACAGACAUUGAGCAGUACCAGUUUCUUUACAAAGCAAUGCUAAGCCUAGUCAGCACUAAGGAAAAUGGAAAUGGCCCCCUGGCACUGGACAAAAAUGGUGCAGUGAUGGCCAACGACGAAUCAGAUCCUGCAGAAAGCAUGGAGUCUCUUGUCUAAUUGGAAUACUGAAAAGGCACUUAAUUUGUGGAAUUUCUGAAGACUGAGUGAACUUUUUUGAGGCCUUUUUUGCCAGACUCUAGGUUAUACAAUAACCCAAUUACUUUUUUACACUGAUAAAAAGUUUUGAUAUUUAUUUUUGCCAUUUUAUGUCUUAAUGGUAUCCUACUGAGCAUUUGCACCUCUGUUUAUUUCACACAGUGAAACACAAUUUUAUCUAGUUUGCACUAUACGAUCAGUGUUAACUGCCUAUAAAGUUGUAAGACAAAGCAAGCAAGCAAACCCUGAUGACAUUCCAUGACAACAAACACGCUACUUAUUAGUUGAAAUGCCGUGAAGUUUUGUUAAUUUCUUUGAGCCUUGACUUUAAGUCUUGAAUGCUAGACAAGAAGGAUUCUUUUUGAUUUACAAGAAAAAUGCUGUACCCUUACAUACUCCAAUAUUUAUUGCUUAAUUUUCAUAUAACUUUGGUAAUUGUUAUAGGUCUUCUGUAUUCCAGUAACAUGAAUGAGUGUUCAUUUCUUCUUCCUUUCUUUCUUUCUUUUGACAAAGUGGUGGUUGAUCACUAGCUAGAGUGAAGUGCAGUAGCUUCUAGAGGUUGAAUAGUUGCUCUGCAUUGUCUUGGAUUCCUCUUCUUGGUUACACAGAAGCCUAUGAAUUGUUUUCUAUGGAGCAUAUAAAAGUACAUUCCCAAAACAUAGAGCAACUGAGAUCUGAGAUUUAGUUUCAAGCAAUGUCUUUACAGCUUCAUUGAUUCCCCAGUUGUUCUUAAGAACAUUUUAAUUUCAAUAUGGUCAUAGAAUAUUUAAUAAUUCACAGUACAACAGUGUCAGGUCAUUUUAUUCCAAGAGCAUUUAGGUAACAAUAUUCCCAGCUAUUAUACUAUUCACCAUUUUACAUUAUAUUUCAUAAUUCUUCUGAAACAGGAUCUCUAUCUUAACAGCAUGUUACAUGAUGGAGAAAGGAAUUUCUUAAUUUCAUAGCUGUUAGAUGACGUUUUUACAGGUGUGUGCUUUUCAUACUUUAGUGCUAAACCAUACUGAUCCAUAUUACUGGCAAAGUGAUCUAAUAAAAAAAAACUACCUAUAAGAGUACAUUCUUCCUCUUUUUUUAACAAAAUUAUUUAGGAGACACCUUCUGAUUUUAUAGAUUCAUUCCCAUACAUUUUACAUUAUACUGUGCAGCCCUACAGUGCAAUCCUAUAUACAUAUCUACUCAAAGUAAGAUCUACCGAGCCUUACUCCCAGAUACGUGCGUAUAGGAUUGCAGUCUUAACCUCUUUCAAACCCAAGAAAAUGGAUUUUCAUGAGUUCACUUAACACUUUAAGUUGUUUCAGUUUGCUUAAAACUGUUUUCCAAACACCUUUCUGUGCAGCUCAUUUAAGUGUGGAUGGUCCCCCUGUGCUGCUUUUUAUUUACGCUGUAAGACCGGGGAAUGAACUAAAUUCUGAUGAGCUGCUUGGUUACAUUGCCAAACCCAUCUGCAGUCCUCAAUAAGCCAUGAAUGCCCACAGGAGAAAGAUUCCAUAGGAGACCUUGUUCCUAUCAAGACUGGCUUUAAUGGCUAAAAUUCCUAAUUGUCACACUAGGGCUGCUCAAGUUAAUCCAAUUUAAAUGGCUUAUGCUUGGAGUUUCUCCCUGAAAAUAUUUGUUUAAAAAGGACGUUUUCUGCUCUGAAUUCACUUUACGAUGUCUCCAACUUGGUGUAGAAAACAUACCCACAUAUGAAAACAUUUAGAUACAGGUUGGCUUUCUCUCUCUGCCUAAAACUUCUGCACUAGGUGUUGGUGAUGAACGUAUCUGGGCUUGCGUGAGAAGGAUAUCUAGGAUCAGCCACUGGUCUGCUUGUCACUGGAAUGGUAGACCUUCUGGGCUGUAUUAAUUCGGACUGUAGGUGGGGACUCAUGCAAUGGCUCCAUACACAAAUAACUAUUUCCUGGCCAUAGAAAAUUAGAUGUCAGGCAGAAGCAUUUUAGCCCAGCGUUCUUCUUGACAUCUCCUUCUGCUUGUGCAGGUCAGCAGGGCAUUUCUUUCUCCAUCAUGUGAGCCCCAACUGUGAAAUGUUGCAUCCCAAACCUAGGUUCAGAGAGACUCCAGAGAGAACUAGGUUAUUGUGACUGGCUGCAGACAAUAUAAUACUCUGCACUCAGAUUGUGUAUGGGUUAAGUGUGGAUUGUUGUUGGAUUCUAGGUUUUUGCUGACGUAUGGCUUAUGUUUAAACCCAACUUAAGGAAAAUCCCACAGUUCACAACCCCACAGCAAACCAUGGGUUCUCUUCCUGGGUUGUUUGUGGCUAACAAGCCAUCACUUGUUAGUACAGCUGAGUUCAGACAAUAUGUAAUCCGUGCUUCAACAACAGCUCAUGGUUCAGUGACAAUCAACACUCAAUCCUUGCUCUGUCCUUGAAUGUGUGCUAUCAUGCUGUUUGAAGCCAGGCAUGUUCAAGACCUCCGUAUCUCCUCCAUGGAGCUAAAUUUACCCAGAAUAGCUCUUAAACCAACCAAACCGCCACGAAAAAUUCUAACAUUCAGUAAGGACUGAAGAGCACCAUCAUUUAUGAAAUUGUUUGCAUUAAACAGUUCCGGCCACUGCUACAAAAAUGUCCUAUAAUAUUACAUGCAUCGCUAUGCAAAAAUUUGGUAUUCUUGUCACUGCAAUGUUCAGCCUGCUUUAAACUGCAGUUUCCUGCAACAGCAGGGAGUUGGACCCGAUGGCCUUCAUGGCCCCUUCCAACUCUACUAUACUAUGAUUCAGCAUCUGUGGGACAAAACCACUUCUUCCUUUAGGGAAUCAUUUCAGUUCUCUCUGCAAACAUCUGAGGGAAUGUAUUUGGGCAUUAAAUAACCAUUCAAAAUAAAACAUAUACACUUUUAGGGAAAACUGAUAUAAAUGGCCAUCUUUCCAUUUACAAACAACAACAAAUGAGCUUUGUUAUCUCACACCUCUUGAAGGUAUCUGCUUUUGUUUUCAUGGAUUUCUUCAUAAGGGCAAAUCUGGAUUGCACCAGAUGAACACACAUUUGAAACUCUUCACCACUCAAUUUCAAGUAAUCUGGCUGUCCUUAAGUGGAAAAAUUUCAAGCUGUUGCUAUUAACAUGGGAUUUGAGAUACAUGUAUAAUUGUCGUUUCUUGUGUCCACAAUCAAAAUCAAAUACUACAUUUUCUUAAGCAAAUGCCUGCUUCUUAUAAUACUUCUAACAGUGCCCUCCUGAAAGGGUGUGAAAAGGAUCAACAUGGCAGGGAAAUUGUCCAGCCAAGCAACAGCUGCUCUGAAAUUUAUCCACUGAGCUGUUGCUUAUAAUUGUUUGUAAUCACACAGUUAAGUGCCUCUGUCACAUUGCUGCCCAUUUUAAAUUUACUCUUGAAGAUAUCCAUGUGGCAUUUUAAAAAAUAGAGUCUUAAACCGCAGGAAGAUCCUGCUUCUGGUUUGACAAGUCUACUGAGAAGGCACUUCCUUGGAAAGUGAGAUAAAAGGGGCAGCCCCUCUUGCUCUGAACUCCAUCAGCACCAUGUACACAUUCCACCUGUGGGAUGAAGGUGCCAGUGUUCCCAGCCAGUAGGACGCAUGGCGUGAAGCUCCCCGGAGGGGGGUUGAAUGAGGCCAUUGCACUGUGUCAGAGUUAAGAUUGCUUGUCCAGGAGCUGCACUUCACCAUCAAACCCAUUUCUAGUCAUGCCGUCUGUCCUGCUUCUGCUAGGACAGAGAGGCUCUGCUUGCAUGGCAUCAGGGACUGCAGGCCUCCCAUUGCUGGCAAUGGGCGCUGCUUCAGGAAAUUACAACUUUUGAGCAUGAGAUUCAUUUUGCUCAUUUCACAUCCAUGAUUUUGUGACAAGAAAUGGAUUGGUUCAAGAAGUUUAAAGAGGCAUUUAGUGGCACAUGUGUGUUUGUGCGUAUGUUUUCAUGUUGACUUUAUCGGUUGCUUUCAUUUCUGAUUUUGUGGAGGGGAUGCCACAUAGGAAAAUGAAUGUGUUUGUGACAAGACUGCCUGGCUGUGCUGAAGCCACUUUCUUAAUCUUGGUACCACAUUGUGCAGGAAUAUGUUUGGGUGUAAAGUUUAAGUGAAAAUUAGACCAGCAUCGCUGAUGUUUGGCUGUUUGCAAAGCCAGUGCCAGAUGAAUUGAUGAUGUAGGAUUUCCUGUCAUAUUACAUAGGACUUAGUAACAAGUCUAUAAUUUUCUUUAACAUUCAAUAGCCUUGAUAUUACAUGGGAAUCAGGCUAUAACUUAACAUUGCAUUCUGCAGGUAAAGAAGGGAAUAAUAAAGAUGCAUUCUGGGGGAAGGGUCCAGUUUAAGAAUGAGCUUCAUUAUCUAAGUUCAUGAUGACAUGAAAAGCUGCACUUCCCAUUUGGUUCUGGAGCAGCCAUAUUAAAGAAGGGAUGGGCGCCUUGUGGUUCUCCAGAUAUUUUGGUUGCAAUUCCUAUCAUCAAUGGCUACUGAUGGGAAGUGCUAGCCAAAUCAUCUGAAAGAUCUUACAUUGUCCACCACUGUAUUAAAGAUUUGAAACCAAAUCCAGAGUAAGGCAGGACCAAAACAGGUGUGCCUGUAACUGUGUGCAUUUAUUCAGCAUGCAUCUUUGUUAUGCAAAUAGAGAGAAGCCUGAGGAAUCUUGGGUUCAUGUGGGGGUUUGACCCUUUCUCCCUGCCCCAGAUCACAUGAAAAAUCAAAGUAGUCGUUUUUCAGAAGCCCUUUUUUCCAGAACCAUGGCAGGGACAGAAAAAGAAAUGCCCCCUUUUCUCUCAUUCUUCAGCAGCUCUGAAGUUUCUCAUGCUUCUUCUCAGCAUCUAUUUACAUAACAAAAAGUGUGCAUUAAUUGCAGUCACUACAGUUGUCCUUAAUUGAAAUGGAAAUCAAUGGAACAAGUUAAUCAAGUCCCAUUAAUUUCAACUGUAUUUCAGCCCAACUAACUUUCCCUGGCUGGGGUGGUUAGGGUUGUUCCAAGACAAACUGCUUAAAGAUUAUUACUUUCUUUAUUUUUACAUUUCAACUCUGCUUUUUAACCAGUGGAUCUUGCAGCUGCUUAUCUAAGGAAUAUUGUAGCAUUGCUUAUCAGCAGAAGUUCUGAAUCUAUAUGAACAGAUUAGUAGUCUCAGAUUUGGAUGAGAGACUGAGAUACUUGGACUUCCUGCUAGACUCAAGAACUAGAUACUUCAUAUGGGAAAAAUGACAUCCUUGUGAUGUUGCCUGGAUCUUUAUUAAUUUGAAAACAUACAUCCUUUCCAAUAUUAGAUGUUCUCAGAGAAUUGAACAUUUAGGCUGCAAUCCUAUACACAGUUACCUGGGAACAAUCCCAUUUAACUCAAAGGACUUACUUCCAAGUAGAAAUGCAUAGGAUUGCAUAAGACUGAUGUUUGACUAUCCUGGCCGGGCUAAGGUGAUCUAGAAGCAAAGGGAACAUGAAAUGUACCAUAUUGUUUCCGUCUGUCUUUUGGUAUUUACCUUACAAGCCUGGAAAAUAAAUACAAGUAAAUGCCCUGAACCCUCAAGCUAAAGGAAAGGGCAGAGUCUAAAAAAAAAAAAAAAAAAAAAACUCCAGCCAUUGGUAUUCCCAGCUUACAGCCUUGGGGUUCAAACUGCAUGAUUUACGUUAUACUUUUUUAAUUAUUAUGGCAGUGAAUAUGAAAAGCCACUUGCAUAAAUUACGUUCAUUACACAUGCACAUUGCAGGAGGCAAACCAAAACGUUUAUUCUGACAAAAAAAAAUCGUUUAGCAUUUUGGAGAGACUGUUCAAGCGAUGAAUGAGGCAAAAGAUUGUGUGUGUGCAUAUGUGUGUGUGCAUGCAAGUCCAUGCACAUGCAUCUGUAUGUGAGAAAAACAUACUUUUAGAAUACAUUCUAGAGUUAGUGCGAGCAUAAUCAGAUGGGCAAAGUUUGCGUCUUCAUUCUCUGAAUGAUUUCUGAGAAAGCUUCAUUGGAAUGCUGUCAAAAUACUGUCCCGUUUUAAUGACAUAGCACAAUGACCUUGUUAUGAAUACCUGUUUUCUUUAAACUGCUACUGUAUUUUAAAGUAGAGAUAUCAAUUUUACCAAAGAAAAAUACUAAUUCUUAGCAAAAAAAAUAGUAAAAAUAUAUAUAGUGGAAAAAUUAAAGAAAAAAUAAGUGUAGUUGUCUUAGGCUGCAAUCCUAUACUCAGUUUCCUGGAAGUAAAGACUCAGUGAACUCAUUGGGACCUACUUUUGUGUAGACCAUGUAUAGAAUCGCACUAUUAAAGACUUAGCAGUCGUACUCUCAAAAUUCAUUCUCUUCUGCCACCCACUCCUGUGAUAGAUGGUUAAAUUAAAAUGGUGCCAGUGAAUUUUAUAUGAAGGGGAAAUGUCUCGUUGCUUAUCCACUGCAUUUCAUUUAUUUUCUGUUUGAGAUAUAAUUCUCUGCUCUUGUCAAUCCUUUGAGCUUUCUCUCUUGGUUGCCAUUAUAAACAAUGUAUACUACAUUGGCUUUGCUUAUCUAUAUAGGGAAGGCAUGCAAAACAAACAGGAAAGAGAGCGUACACAAAGAAACUGCAAUGGAAAGACUUGGCCUCAGACAUUGUCUUAGCUGUUCAACUGUUUUUAGUAUUUUUGUUAGAUAUUUGCAAAGGGAAGCCUUUUCUACAGAGGAUAAUUAAUUAAUUUCAAGAAAAAUGUCUUGAGUUUUAAGAAUAAACAUGUCUCCAAAAGAGGAGAUCGUCAAUUUUAUAAAAUGUCACAACUCUCCAACAUUUGGGGUAGUGACCUUUCUUUCUUUUGUUAGACCUUUGAAACUAGCAAGCAGCCAUUGUUUCUAAAGAACUAAGUAUUCAUCUCUAUCCAUUAUUUUCAUUUCUUUCAUUUUUAAAUAGCAGAAAUCAUUAAAACUGUAAAUAUUUUGUUGCUUGAAUAAGCAUCUUCUGGGAACUUUGUAUCUAUGGUAUAUAAUCAUAGAAUUUUAUAUUUUCAUAUAAAGCUAAUUUUUUUCUAGUUUCAACUUCUUCAUAGUUUUUUUUCUUUUGUGGUGGAUAUGUGAAUACAUAUUUUAUGUGUAUUGAAGUAGUGAAAUGCCAUCACAUUCCAAAAAGAAUUCAACACAAGUUAUUUCUUUGGGACAGUGAUUGUCAAUGCUGGAUUUCUUUAAAUUCCAUUGUCAGUGUGUGCAAUAGGAAUUAGACUUAACCAGUCACUGGAUAAGUUUGUCUCAUUGACCCAUUGGGGAUAUGUGGUGUUUGGUUUGGGGGGAGUUAUUAAUUCCUUUGGUUUUUUGUUUUCCUUUUUUGUAACUUGAAGAAUUUCCUUUUGUUAUGUUUAAAAGUAUAUCAAAUCAUUCUAUUAUAGUGUUAUUUAAUAUGUAAAUUGUAUUGCUAUACAUAAAAUAAAGUAUGGUUUUUGAUGUAUUUACAA